AUGUACGUCUGGUCCGUCUGGUCAGAGCUGGGCGGUGCGGUGGGCGACCUGGGCACCUACAUCCCUAUCGUGCUCGCGCUGUCGUUGGCGUCCCACCAUGACCUCGGCCCCCCGCGCCCUUGCACCCCUUGCCCAGUGUCCCCAACCUUUUCUUCCACCUUUGCACGAGUGUCCUCUGUUCAUCUUAGCUUCAUCAUGGAGCAAGAAGAGGCAGCGCGGGACCGAAAGCACGCCGUAGAGGCAGUGGAGAAGAAGGACGAGGUGGUCAUCCCCGUCAAGCUCGACAAGUUCAGGAGCCAGGCAUCCACCGAAGGAGGCGCCACCAUUAGCGAAGGCUGCAGCGUCAACCCUAGCCAGGACGUGAGGCGGUGCUACUCCAUAGGGACCUACGAGUACGUCAUGGACGAGAUCUCCCUACUCCACGUCUCCGUGAAGCCGCUAGACAAGAAGCGGCCUACGACGCGCAUGCCGGGGCACUGCGUGGCCAUGUCGGAGUGCGACUGCAACUCCAAGCGGGAAGGCUUUCAUGGCUUCGAUGCACUGCCCAAGCAGCCGCCACCGUCGAAGGUCACGGUGGACAAGAGGGAGAGGUUUUCGAUCUCCAAGAUAUGGAUGCGAGGCGGGCUGAGGAGGAAAGACAGUGCCAUCAUUGCCUCGUCAUGCUCGACCUCGCGCCACAUGUCCUCUUCCGUCUCUCCUCGGUGCCCUAGCGCACGGUGA
Messenger RNA from Phragmites australis (common reed), 720 nucleotides. Its product is annotated as RING-H2 finger protein ATL13-like. Bases 1 to 720 code for a protein of 239 amino acids. The transcript has a single exon. NCBI's taxonomy places the organism in Eukaryota, Viridiplantae, Streptophyta, Magnoliopsida, Poales, Poaceae. The record is from RefSeq and is a predicted model, not a curated record.